AUAUUCGCUCUUUAUAGGUAACAAAUAUGAAGUGGCUUUUCAAACAGGAGCAUUCCCUCGACAGCAGACGUGAAGAGUCUCAGAAGAUAAGGAGAAAGUACCCGGACAGGAUUCCAGUAGUUGUUGAGAAGGUAUCUUCCAGUUCAAUUCCAGACAUUGACAAGAGGAAAUUCCUUGUUCCCUCCGAUCUCACGGUCGCACAAUUUAUGUACAUCAUAAGAAAGAGAAUACAGCUCGCUCCAGAGAAAGCCAUGUUCCUGUUCGUCAACAAAAUGCUCCCAACUACGAGUUCGACUAUGGGUAUCAUAUACGACGAGCACAAAGAUGAGGACGGUUUCUUAUACAUAGCCUACAGCGGGGAAAACACAUUUGGAUGUUAAAUUGAUGUAAAAACGGAGAGAGACGGAAAACUGUUUAUUGCCAGUAUUCGAGUUUAUUGAUUGUUAUAUUUUGAACAUAUUGUGUGUUUGAACGUGAGCUAAAUUAUAAUUCUAUGAUAGAUGUGAAUUUCAAGGGAUGAUAUUUGUAUUAUCAUGACCUCAAAUUAUUUGUUUAUGAAAGGAUGGUGAUAAAAUUUCAUUUAAAACUAAAAUAUACGAUCUUAGCACACGUCUAUCAAACGUAACAUUCAGCUCCAUCAAAUAAUGAUUUUACUGACAAUUCCAUGUAACCCCAACAUUUAAUUAACUUAGCAAACUUAUGUAUUUAAAAGAUGAUUAAAGGAUUUUCAGCACGAUCGAAGAACACUAUUCUCAUUCGAAACGCGAAAAUGUCGCCACGUUUGAUUUUAAUAUUUGCUUUCUUUAACGACUUCAACCAGUCGUGAUGUUUACAGUUUGGUUAAAUUUAGUUUCAAGGGUUUUGGUGAAAGAUUACACUGUAAUGUAUAUAUGAUUUGCCGUUAAUUAUAAUUACAAUUAGUAGUGUUAAAUCCCUGAUGAUUUUAUCCACAUUUGACAAUUCA
Messenger RNA from Bolinopsis microptera, 964 nucleotides. Its product is annotated as gamma-aminobutyric acid receptor-associated protein-like 2. The transcript is spliced from 4 exons. Gene Ontology annotation, biological process: autophagosome assembly; cellular response to nitrogen starvation; macroautophagy. The record is from RefSeq and is a predicted model, not a curated record. Gene Ontology annotation, molecular function: ubiquitin protein ligase binding. The coding region runs from base 27 to 380 and encodes 117 amino acids. Lineage: Eukaryota; Metazoa; Ctenophora; Tentaculata; Lobata; Bolinopsidae. Gene Ontology annotation, cellular component: cytosol; autophagosome membrane; autophagosome.